AUGGCCCCCAAACAGCAGCAUGGCCGGCAGUAUGACGUGGUUGUCUUUGGAGCAUCAGGCUACACGGGCAAAUACACAGCCGAGCACAUUGCAACGCGCCUGCCGACGGACCUGAAAUGGGCAGUGGCCGGCAGGUCGCACAGCAAGCUGGAGCAGGUGGUGGCGCACUGCCGCAGUCUCAACGCGGACCGCCCACCGCCCGCCAUCGAGGUGUGCGACAUCGACGAUGGGCAGCUGGACGCCCUCGCCCGCAAGACGUUUGUGCUCAUCACGACGGUCGGGCCCUACGGCCAGCUGGGCGAGCAUGCCUUCCGCGCCUGCGCCGAGAACGGCACCCACUACCUCGACGUCACGGGCGAGGUCCCCUUUGUCGCCCGCAUGCUGGCCAAGUACGAGAAUGCCGCCAAAGCCAGCGGUGCCAUGAUGUUCCCGCAGAUCGGCAUCGAGUCGGCGCCGCCAGACCUGCUGACCUGGUCGCUGGCGGCGUUGAUCCGGUCCGAUCCCGCUUUUGAGUCCGCCCGGGGUGCAGUACGCGACGUGACUGUCUCGAUGCAUACCAUUAAGUCGGCCCCGUCAGGCGGCACCCUCACCACGGCCCUCAACCUGCUAGAGAACUUCUCCAUCUCUGAAGUACGCGCGGGUCAAAAGCCAUAUGCUCUAUCCCCUAUCCCCCACCCCUCCCCUUCUUCCGCCCCAACCCCGUCCCUACUCACCCGCGUCACCGGCCUCGUCACGGUCCCCACUCUGGGGCUGCUCACAAGCUCGAUCGCCGCUGGAACCGACCGGGCCCUUGUGCACCGGACGUGGGGCCUGCUGGAGACGAUCCCGUCCCGUCGGGGCCAGGCGUACGGCCCGCACUUCUCGUUCCGCGAGUACCUGCGCCCGCGCGGCUGGUACCAGGGCAUCGGCCUCCACCUGGGCCUGAUCCUGUUCAGCGUCGUCCUGGUCGUGCCGUUCCUGCGCAGGCUCGUCGCCGGCUACGUUUACGGCCCCGGCGAGGGCCCCGACACCGAGGUCGCCAAGCUGGACAAGCUCGAGUACCGCGGUGUUGCCCAUGCCGACUUUCCUGCUGAUGCUGGAGGCAACGGGAAGGGCCGGCCAGUAGCUUUUGGCCGCGUCUGGUUCAAUGGGAGCUUCUAUCACCUAACGGGCAUCUUCCUCGCCGAGGCGGCUGCCACCCUCUUUGAAGACGACGUCCAGCUCGGCGGCGGCGGCAUCUUCACGCCCGCGUGUCUCGGCCAGCCGUACAUUGACCGGCUGGACCGCGCAGGGUUCCAUUCCGAAACUAAGGUGCUAUCUGAGUAA
Messenger RNA from Lasiosphaeria miniovina, 1305 nucleotides. Its product is annotated as Saccharopine dehydrogenase-domain-containing protein. The record is from RefSeq and is a predicted model, not a curated record. Lineage: Eukaryota; Fungi; Ascomycota; Sordariomycetes; Sordariales; Lasiosphaeriaceae. The transcript has 4 exons. Gene Ontology annotation, biological process: glycolipid biosynthetic process. Bases 1 to 1305 code for a protein of 434 amino acids. Gene Ontology annotation, cellular component: lipid droplet; plasma membrane; mitochondrion.